GUUGUUGUAGCCCGGAUGUACGUGCAACCAUGAAGAUGACAGGCGAAAACAGUGCUGCAAAUUCGGAAUUAACAAUGGAUGAUGUUAAAAACCUUAUUCAAAAGAAAGACGAAAUUGAAGAGCAGAUAAAAGCUUAUUACGAUGUUUUGGAAGACCAAGGUGUCGGAGUUGAAGGUACCUUGGUUGACGAAGAGGGCUUCCCCCGAGGAGAUGUUAAUGUAUACCAGAUCAGGACAGCAAGGCACAAUAUUUCAUGCUUGCAGAACGAUCACAAGGACAUCAUGGAGGAGAUAGAAGAAGCCCUUCACAAGCUGCAUGCUCGAGAGAAAGCCAAGCGGGCAGGGGAUGCGGCAGAAGCUCAGGAUGAGGCGAUGGAGCAACAGGUCACUCUUCCGUCUCCCUUUGCACGGGUGGACGCUGUGACACAAGGCUCACCCGCCUGUGGAGCUGGGCUCAGAGUUGGUGAUGAAGUCUUUGAGUUUGGUUCUGUGAACACGGGGAACUUUCAGAACCUCCAGAAUAUUGCUGCUGUGGUACAACACAGUGAGGGGAAACCAUUACGUGUUGCAGUCAUCCGGGAUGGCCAGAAAGCUCAGAUGAGCCUGACUCCACAGCGAUGGUCAGGCAGAGGUCUGCUGGGAUGCAACAUUGUUCCAAUCCAUCGAUGAUCUCUGACGUUGUGCAGAGUAACGCCUGGAUGGUUUCAAACUGACUUUGUACAUACUGCAGACAUUUCCACAUGUUAAAUCUCAAUAUCUUAAUCAAAACGGAUUCUAUUUUCUUUAUACUAGGGCAAGUCUUCAGAAUGUGAUUUAUGAAAAUAAAGUGUCACAGUACUUCUGUUAAAGAGUUUACUGAAUAAACAUUGGUCCACCGAUGUUUUUAUUUUAUUUCCGAUGAGGAUGUUUUUUUGUACCUGAUUAAAAUACAACAACUUAAUAAUUAGAACAAAAGGAGAAUGAACUUAAAUGAACAUGUAUUUAACACUGUUGUCUGCACAGAUAUCCACAUCUCCUUGUUGCUGAGAGACAAAGAGCAUUUGUAAACUUACAUAAAUAAAAGAAUUGUAUUACAAUA
Molecule: messenger RNA, 1077 nt
Organism: Cottoperca gobio
Lineage: Eukaryota; Metazoa; Chordata; Actinopteri; Perciformes; Bovichtidae
Gene: psmd9
Product: proteasome 26S subunit, non-ATPase 9
Exons: 6
Coding region: 30-668 (212 amino acids)
Biological process (GO): proteasome regulatory particle assembly
Cellular component (GO): cytoplasm; nucleus
Molecular function (GO): protein binding
Source: RefSeq, a predicted model, not a curated record